Messenger RNA from Nymphaea colorata (pocket water lily), 5706 nucleotides. Its product is annotated as sporulation-specific protein 15-like. The record is from RefSeq and is a predicted model, not a curated record. Lineage: Eukaryota; Viridiplantae; Streptophyta; Magnoliopsida; Nymphaeales; Nymphaeaceae. The transcript is spliced from 10 exons. The coding region runs from base 918 to 5360 and encodes 1480 amino acids.
UUGGAUCAAGUAGUCCACGGUAUAACCAAUCAAGAACCCCGUGAUCCACGGCGUAGAACGGUCUUCAGGCAGCAGAUAAAUCCUCCUCCUCUUUGUUUCUUCCUUCUGGUGGUGAUGGCAUAAUGGCGCCAAACAAGAAAAUCUACAACUAAGCAUAGGCUAUAGCGUUAGAAUCGUUUCUUUCUUCUUUUUACAUUAUAACGAGAACGAGAUCAUUCGCAGGAAGCUGAGAGGUCCCUUGUUUGGUUCGCUGCAGUGGUUUUGGGAGCAAGAACGGAGAGAACAGGCACCACGAAGAGUGUGGUGAUCCUUACUUCUGAAGGCCACACCGCAAAGGCGUCCAAGUUGGGUACCACUAGAAUUAAGAGAUGACCGCCUGAGUGAAACGUCCAAAAUGCAAGCAACCAACCACAGAGAAAAGGAUUUGCCGCCUUUUGCCGGUCUCUCCUUUCAUUAAGUGACCCGUCUUUCAUGCUUUCGAGAAGUUGGAAGGGAGAUUGCCCUUCUGCUUUGGGCUAGAGAAGGAUCGGGCCUUGAGAAGAGAAGCGGCUGGAGAAGAUGUUCGGCAGAUUGCAGAGGUUCAAGUCAGAGAAAUCGGGAGACAGAAUCGAGUUUAAAUUCUCCCAGAUCCAAGCAAAUCAGGUUGGUUGCAGAAUUCGAGAAAAAGCACAAUGAGGGGAUCUUGGGCUAACCAAUUAAGGAGAUAACAGGAAGGUUCCUAGAGGAUGGGAUAGGCUUGUGGUGACAAUUGUCUCCGUGGAAACAGGGAAAAUAAUUGCCAAGUCCAAUAGAUCAUUGGUACGAGAUGGGACCUGUCAAUGGACGGAGACAUUCUCAGAGUUUGUAUCGCCUUCUCAAGAUGAUACGUCAAAAGACAAUGAAGAACAGCUAUUUAAGUUUGUUGUUGCCAUGGUUAGAUGCCUGGAUCAGCUAGAUCAGGUAUCCUUGGAGAGGCUGUCAUCAAUUUGGUAGAUCAUAUGACUUCAAAAGAUCCAGAACCAAUCUUAGUGCCCCUGAACAAGUGCAAUUAUGGGACGGUCCUGCAAGUCAGCAUUCAGUGUCUUACUCCAAAAGCAAGAUUAAGGGGCAGGAGGCACAGGAGUCAACAAUCUUCAGAUGCUGAUGGAUUCACUGCUGAAUACGAUGAUAUGCACGAAUAUUCUCAAUCUGAAGAAAUUUCUGCUGGAGGUUUUGGAACUAACUCUAGCAAGCAUCUGGAUGGCACUAGUCAACAUGGUUCAGGAAGAAGGGACACGAGUUCCUUGAGGGUAGCAUCAACAAACAGUUCUUCAUCCAGAGAAAGUUCAGUUGUGGGAACACCCUCUAGGGAUAGCUUGAAUGGUGACAUGACAUCAACCACUGCCUUUACAACAUGGCAAGAUUUAGAUGACUCCAGAAGUAGCACAUCUAAAGCUGGUUUUGCUGAAAGGCGGCGUAGAUCAAAUUCCUCAUCUUUUGGUUCUAGCGAAAUGGGGUCAGUGGCUAACACAGAGAGUUUGGGAUUAAAUAUUAUGGAUCAGAGUUCCCCACAGGCACAUUCAGCAUCCUAUACAAGGACAGCAGACCAUAAAGCCUAUCUGGAAGCUUCAGAAGCAACAAUUAAAGAGCUCCAAUCAGAAUCUUCGAUGUGGGAAAGGACUGCUGAAAAACUAAAGCGCGAAGUUGCCAGCCUCAGGAAGGAACUUUCUGAUCAGUCUGAGCUUAACCAAAAUCUUGGUGUUGAAGUUUCUGAAGCAUGUGUGGAGCGUGAUAGAUUGAAGCUCGAACUAAAUAACUUGAAGGCAUCGCAAGCUUCUAAAGAAAAGAAUUCUUUUAAAGACAAUUCAAUGAUUCAUGAAGAGGAUGUACAAAACCAAUUAAUGGAAAUGAAACAAGAAAUUGAAUAUCAGAAAGAGUGCAAUGUUAACCUUGCUUUACAGCUAUCAAAAACUCAAGAAUCAAAUAUGGACCUUAUUUCUGCAAUACAGGAACUUGAAGAGACCAUUGAGGAGCAGAGGCUAGAGAUAGAGAAGAUAUCAACACAUGACAAAGAUGAUGAUGGAAUAAUUCCGAAGUUACAAGACAAAAAGGUCAGUGAAAAUGACAACCUACAUAUCCAGUUGCAGGAACUUCUUCAAUCUCAAAAAGAAAUGAAAUCAGUUAUUCUGUCUCUUCAAAAAGACAUUGAUGACAAGCAGAAGGAGAUUGAGUAUGAAAGAAAUCUCAAGGACCAAACUGUAUUAAAUCUUGAUACAGAGAAACAGAAAUUGUCUGCAAAGGAAGAACAAAUUAGCGAACUGGAGGCUCAGGUCGCAGGCUUGCUUGGCAACCAUCCUCUGCAGACUACAGUAAGUGGUGAAAAUUCUGAACUACUUGAAGAAAUUGAGGCAUUAAAGGCUAAAGUCCAAGAACUUGAGAGAGACUGCAGUGAACUGACUGAUGAAAAUUUGGAGCUUAUAUUAAAGAUGAAAGAAGUGAACAAGGGAAUGCCUGGAACUAUUGCAGAAGUUGAAGAUAACUUAGCCUUAUCUCAACAACCAGCAAAAUAUGAGCUAAAGGGCAUUGCAGAGGGGAGAGAUGUUAAUGCCUCGAACCCAGGAAAAGUCAAGCAACAUGGUUUGAAGGACGAAUUCUUAGAGGUUAUGUCCCUGGUUAAAAAGCAACUAAAGGCAUCUUCUGAACUUGUAAACAGUCAAUGGUAUACCCUAGAAAACUCUGAAAUUGAGAAUAGAGUAGACCUACUCCAGGGCUGUAUUCUUGAGGAUGCCGAUUUGAUGGAGGAGGCCAAGGGUUUAUUUAACCAGCUUCAUGAAUUGAACAAAGAUUUGGAGGCAAAAGUUCUUGAGUGCAGUCUUAAGUUUUCAAAAGUUGAUUCAGGGACCAAGCAGCGAGGAGGUGCAAAUGGUUCAGAUACGCAUCAGUUGCUGAAAGAUCACGAAACAAGAAUAGGUGAUCUUGUUAAUUCAGUAAAACAACUAGAAACCAUGAACAUGAAUUUGCAACAUGAAAUUGGGGAGCUGAAUAAAGAGCAGGCUGCAUGCAGGUGUAGGGUGCUCGACCUCGAGACUGAAUUGUCCACCAAAAAUGAAGAGAUGGAAACUCUGAGGCUUGAAAAUCAGGAUCUGACAACUGAUAUUGAAAAGCUAAAAAAGGAAAAGGAUUGUUUGGAUGAGAGUUUAAAAGAUGUGCUCAGGGAAAGUGGUCUUGCUUCUAAAUUCUUGGAUGAUGCGCGUCAAGAUUUAAGAAUGCUAGCUAGCAGUGUGGAUUCACAUAUUUCUGCAAGGAGGUCUCUUGAGAAUAAGUCAGUGGAGCUAGAAAAUGUAAAGGAAGAAGUGGAAGCCCAACUAUCUGAACUGGAAGAAGAAAAUAUACAUUUAUCGGAGCGUAUUUCAGGCUUGGAAGCUCAACUAAGGUACUUAACAGAAGAGAGAGAAUCAAGUAGAUUAGCAAUUGAAAAUUACAAGUGUCAAAUAUCAGACCUUCAAAAUGAGCGAGAAACCAUUGAAAAUAAUCUUGGCAAGGAGAAGGCAGAGUUAGAGUUAAAGUUAAUAGAAACACAGACAAGAUUUUCUGAAGCUCAAGAAGCAGCUGAACUUGCCAGACGUGCUCAGUCCAGAUUGCAAGAAAAAGUUGAAUGCCUUGAAAAAGAUUGUGAAUCCCUCCAGAAAUUGAAUACAGAGCUAAGAAGACAAAGACUUGACCUGCAUGAUAACUGUGAAAGCCUAGAGGGAAAAUUCCGUGCAAUGCAAGAUAAGUUUUCUAUUUUCCUGGAGAAUGUUGAGCUCUUGGAGAUGAAACUUGACUCCAUUCAGAAUGAUGUUGCUCUUAGAGAGAAUUCAUUUUCCUCCGAAGCAGAGGAUCUCACCAUGCAGUCCAAGGAACUUACUGAGAAACUCCAUCAGUCAGAGGACCUACUGAAUCAGUUGAGUUUGGAUAUGAAGGUUGAAAUUCAGAGCCUUCAAGGUGAGGUCGAAUGCCUUAAAGCACAACUGUCGAUGACUGAUGACCAAAGGGAGAACCAAGCUUCUAAUGCAGUACUUCAAAUAUCACAGCUACAAAGUGAGAGGCGAAGGCUUGAAUGUGUUCUGCAAGAAGUACAUGAUAAGGUUAAACGUUGUGAAACUGAACUUUUCACCACUAGGCUGCAGUCUGAAACCAAGGUGCAGGAGUUGAUGGGUUCACUUGCUGCUUCUAAGCAAAAUGAGCAAAGCCUCAAGGUUGAUCUUGAACAUAUGCAGAAAGUGCUAGAGGAUACAAGACUUAGUGAUGGUAACUCAAAAAAGGUGGCUAAUGAACUGGAGUUAAAGCUAAGGUCGCUGGAAUAUGAUAGGCAAAAGCUAAUGGAAGAAAUUGAUGGUCUGAGCGAUCAGAUACAGAAGGCAGUGCAUCUUAAAGACGAAAAUUUGUCACUUAGGAGCUCCCUUGAUGAAGUUACAUUUGAAAAGAACAGACUAGAAGCUUCUCUGGAAUCAAUAUCUGCAGAUUAUGAUGAACUGAAGUCAGAGAAGAUGGUGCUAACUGAAAAAAAUUUGAAAAUGCAGAAGGCUAUAACUGAGGGAGAAAGUGCCAAACGUAGUAGGGAAGCUUUGGAAGAAAAGAUUCUGCGUUUAGAAGGUGAUCUAGCUGCAAAGGAAGCAUUGUCUACUAACGAAUCAGAACUUAGAAACGAAAUUAUCCGCUUUAAGCGGGCAAAUAGCCAAUUCCAGCGUAAGGUUCAGUUGCUUGAAAAGGAGAAAGAUGAAGCACAAAAGAAAAUCUCUUCUCUUCAGAAGGAGCUUUCGCUGAAAAUUGAAGGCCCAGUUUGGGAGGAGAAGGGAGUCCUAACGGGGUCAACUGGUGAAGAAUCAUAUAAUCAGGAUGAUGGAGUAAAAGAUGUUGGUGUUUUCUGUGAGAAGAUACAGAUUGUUGAGGAUGAUGUCGAUACACUCAGCAAGAAUGGAGGAACGACGAUGCCAUGUACAAGCAUUGACCAGUCACAGCUGCCACCAGAAAAGCACAAUUUAGAUGAUCAUGUGGACCAUGAAGUUGAGUGUGUAAAAUUGCACAAGGGAAGCGCAGGCUGUAAUGAUGAUGCCUUGAAGAUCCAGAUUCUAGAAACCGAGCUGGCUGAAGCUUUGGAGGCAAACAAAUUGUACAAGGUACAACUAAAAAGUCUUUUAUGUGAACCAUCAAAUAUAUGUGCGUCAACACUUGAGAAACUCGGGACCCUUGGCGAAAUGAUGAAAGACUUGGAGGACUAUAAGAACAAAGUGACAUCUCUUGAAACAGAGCUCAAAGACAUGCGUGAGCGCUAUUUCAAUAUGAGUCUCAGUUUUGCAGAAGUGGAAGCACAGCGCGAGGAACUUGUCAUGAUCGUAAGGUCUCUCAGAAACGGAAGUUAGCUCAUGCACUUAGGACCUGUCGUCCAUGCACUUGUUAUUUGUUACUUAUUCUUUUCAUUUAGUGUAAAUAAUGAGCAAAAUUUUUACCUGAAUUCUUAUCUAAUUUUGGUGCAAAACCCCAAUGGAAAAUGGUAGUGAUAAUUGCUGGGAAGCGGGAAGGGGAGGGAUUUUGUCAAGCAUCAGCCGCUCGUCACUUGAUUUUUAAGCGGUUUUAGUGGUUGUGUAUUAAUAAUAGUUUUGUUUGCUUUGUCCUUGUUGCAGAAGAAUCUGAAAUUUCCGAGAUUCCAGACUUACAGGUCGCUUUCUGACAUAAUUAUGCAGAAUAAUAAUGUAAUACUCAUGUUUA